AUGGAGCAGUAUGAGAAGGUUGAGAAAAUCGGAGAAGGGACGUAUGGUGUCGUGUACAAAGCACGUGAUAGACUGACGAAUGAGACGAUAGCGCUGAAGAAGAUUCGGCUAGAAGCCGAAGACGAGGGUGUCCCAAGCACCGCUAUUAGAGAGAUUGCGCUGCUGAAGGAGAUGCAGCACGGGAAUAUUGUCAGGCUUCAAGACGUCGUGCACGCUGACCGAAGGUUGUACCUUGUCUUCGAGUACCUUGAUCUGGACCUUAAGAAGCAUCUUGACACGAGCCCUCACAUUGCGCAGGACAGGAUGAUUAUCAAGUCUUACAUGUACCAGAUUCUUCAAGGAGUAGCAUACUGCCACGCUCACCGUGUUUUGCACCGGGACUUGAAGCCUCAGAACCUGCUCAUCGACCGUCAGACGAAUUCCUUGAAGCUUGCUGAUUUCGGCCUUGCCAGGGCCUUUGGAAUUCCAGUGCGGACGUUCACGCACGAGGUCGUGACCUUGUGGUAUAGGGCCCCAGAAAUCCUUCUGGGUUCAAAUCACUACGGAACGCCUGUGGACAUCUGGUCUGUUGGCUGCAUUUUUGCGGAGAUGAUAAAUCAGCGCCCCCUAUUCCCAGGAGAUUCCGAAAUUGAUGAGCUGUUCAAAAUAUUCAGAAUGUUGGGAACGCCAAAUGAUGAUAAUUGGCCAGGAGUUUCACAACUUCCUGACUACAAGACAUCGUUUCCUCAAUGGACAUCUAAGGAUCAUCAGUCCAUUGUGCCAACCUUGGAAAAGAGUGGGAUCGAUCUUUUGUCUAAAAUGCUUUGUCUUGACCCGAUUCUCGAUCCAUCGGGACCGCCUAUCAAUGCGCCAGAAGCCGAUGCACAUAAUUCUCCUGAGGUCAGUGCCGGUAAGGGUUUAGCCAACAGCGCCGUCGCAGAUGGCGACGAAGGUGCUAACGAAGCAGAAGAAGCAGACUUGCGGAAAACAGAAGCUGCAACACCAGCGAGUAAGACGGCAUUGUCUGCAGAGACUUCGGAUAGCGGAAAGAAGAAGAAAAAGAAGAAGGCGGUGACAGUGGAUGGCAAUGUUGGUGGUGGUGAUCAGCAAGAGCCUGGCGUUGGUAAAGUGAAGACUCCCAAGAAGAAGAGGAAGUCCCGGGAUGCUACAGAAAGCGGGGAUGCCGACGGGGUCAGACAAGAAACGAGUCAGCGGCAGGACGGCGUAGAGGAGGGUAGCGUUCCAGGAGCAGAUGAGAUCCCUGACAAAACGGAGAAUGGCGUCGUGAGCGAACAGAGUGCAAGGAAGAAGAAAUUGAAGGGCCAGACCCAGGAGGUGCAAGGGACGCCUAGCUCGGGUGGAAAGGGUGGUGGGAGUGAUUCGAAGGAGACAGGUGGAAGCAGUGUGAAGCCUGGUGUGGCACAAAAGGCGGUGGAAGGGAAAUUGCCAGCAAAGUCGACUGAUCUGGCAAGGUUGAAGUCUCCGGAUUCAAUAAAGAAGAAGAAAAAGAAGUCUGCUGCUGCACCGUUUGGUCAUUGA
Closterium sp. Naga37s-1 is the source of this 1518-nucleotide messenger RNA. Lineage: Eukaryota; Viridiplantae; Streptophyta; Zygnematophyceae; Desmidiales; Closteriaceae. The record is from the annotation of a GenBank genome assembly.